Fraxinus pennsylvanica is the source of this 666-nucleotide messenger RNA. Lineage: Eukaryota; Viridiplantae; Streptophyta; Magnoliopsida; Lamiales; Oleaceae. The record is from the annotation of a GenBank genome assembly.
AUGUAUCUUCAUCAGACUCGUGCUAAAUUAUUCAAUUUGCUAGAUAUAUGUAAGAAAAAAGGGGCCGCCACCCCGCGAGCAAUUCCUCCCGAGACUCUUAACUCUGCAACCAAGGUGUUCGCCUUUAUUAGAGAUAUAGGUUGGUGUUCAAGAAAGUAUGGGCCCGAAGGUUACACACUGUACUUGGAAACGGGCAAGAUCUACUUGCUGCGCAUUGUUAACGCAGCAGUUAACGAAGAACUCUUCUUCAUAAUUGCAGGGCACAAACUAACAAUUGUUGAGGUUGAUGCUCCGUACACAAAGCCUUUCGAAACUGAGGCAAUUUUCAUAGGUUUAAGCCAGACAACAAAUGCCCUUUUAGCAGCAGAUCAAAGUAUUGGCAAGUAUCUAAUAGCCAUUUCGCCUUUUAUGGGCACCAUAGCAGCCACUGAUAACCAAAUUGCAACCGGUAUCUUGUGCUACAACGGCAUUGUACCAUUUUCUGCCACGUCCCUCACCGCCAUGCCUUCACUGAAUGCAACAAAAGUAACGUCUUCCUUCAUGGACUCCCUUCGAAACCUUAAUUCCAAAACUUACCCUACCAAUGCCCCCACUGAAGAUCGACCACUCAUUGUUGUUCACCAUUUGUGUUGGUGUCAAUCAAUGUGCAAGCCGUGUUGUGGCUGA